Oncorhynchus tshawytscha (Chinook salmon) is the source of this 1734-nucleotide messenger RNA. Its product is annotated as apoptosis regulator BAX. Bases 349 to 873 code for a protein of 174 amino acids. NCBI's taxonomy places the organism in Eukaryota, Metazoa, Chordata, Actinopteri, Salmoniformes, Salmonidae. Gene Ontology annotation, biological process: mitochondrial fusion; extrinsic apoptotic signaling pathway in absence of ligand; intrinsic apoptotic signaling pathway in response to DNA damage. Gene Ontology annotation, cellular component: mitochondrial outer membrane. Gene Ontology annotation, molecular function: protein homodimerization activity; channel activity; protein heterodimerization activity. The transcript has 6 exons. The record is from RefSeq and is a predicted model, not a curated record.
UUUAAGAAAGGGCAAGGCAAAAGCGGAACGUUGGAUUCCAUUUGUGUCAAAGUAUUUGUAUUCAUUGCUAAUUAAACUUGCUGUAAUUUAAGUAUUUUGUAAAUUGGCUACUCAUAAAUAUUAUUGGCCUUCUACAUAGUGCUCUUGCAAGCUGGAAUUCGUGAACGAGCAAAACGAAGCCACUCCUCUGGUACUGUAAACAUAUGUCACAUGACUGCAGGCGGACGCGGACUCAAAGUAAUCUUAGUACAAGAUGGCAGCGCUGUCGGGAGGAGGCGAUUCAGCCGCGUCGAGCUAGCCAGUCAACGAGCAACAUAACAUAACACCCAUCCAUCCCAUCUCUGAAACAUGCCCGUACACAUGACUGGUUUCAUCUACGAGCGGGUUCUUCGCCAUGCUGACAGCAGUACUCAGUUGUCAGUGACACGGACCCAGUUGGGCGGGAGUGAGCUGUGUGACCCCAACCACAAGAAACUGGCCCUUUGCCUGCAGCAGAUUGGAGAUGAGCUGGAUGGCAAUACACAACUCCAAAGUAUGUUAAAUGAUACUGCACUCCAGCCCAGCCAUGAUGUUUUUAUGAGAGUGGCCCGUGAGAUCUUCUCUGAUGGAAAGUUCAACUGGGGCAGGGUGGUGGCACUUUUCUACUUUGCUUGUCGGCUGGUCAUCAAGGCUCUGUUGACCAAGGUCCCCGACAUCAUCAGAACCAUUAUCAGCUGGGCUACAGACUACCUGCGAGAUCAUGUGAUCAACUGGAUUAGGGAUCAGGGUGGCUGGGAGGGAAUCCGUUCCUACUUUGGCACUCCCACCUGGCAGACCGUGGGGGUGUUCCUCGCUGGAGUUCUUACUACUGUGCUGGUCAUCCGCAAGAUGUGAGGGGGAGGAGAGCCUAAGAGAAGAAAGGACAAAGGGGGGGACAUAAGACUGGGGGAAACUGGGUAGUAGAGGUAGACAUGUGGGGGUAAAUGGGAACUGUUUCGGGGUGAGGAAAAAUAGUUGGGGAUGGAAAAGCAGCAACGUUUGGACCACUCUUUCCCACCCUCCAUCCAUCAAUGGCAAAGGAUUGAGUCAGAUUCAAGGUUUUUCUUGCCUCUGUUCCCUACGCUGAAAUAUGUGAGCAGCUCUUGACCGCACACACAGGAGAGAAGGAUGGAAAGAGAUGUGUAGAGACUCGGCCAGGGCACAUCUUUUAAUUAAUUUAUUUUUUUAUUUCUUGCAAACAAACAAGUCGCUGCAUGACAUUUUGUUGCUUAAGUCUAAUGACCCCCCCCCCAGGUCAGCCAUGAGAAUCUGCUAUGCUUUCCUCCUGUGCUUUAUUUCUGUUGCACUUUUCUUCCAUUGAGUCUCCUUUUUCCCAUCUGAUCAUUCUUCCUCCCUCUCUUCAUGGUAUCUCUUUGCUGGAGUAUGCAUUUUGGGGUGUGUGUCUGUGAUUAUUUACGCGUGAUCAUAGGAUCAACAGAUGUUCCAAGUACGUGUGUGUGCGCACAUUUCUACUGCAGACACACAGCACUGUCCUUCUCUCACAGAUGUUUACCUCUCUCUCAGCAUAGUGUUCAAAGUACUGUAUUCUAUGGUGGGCUAUUUAAAAGCAGACCAUACCAUAAUCCUUUACAAUCAAAUGCUCUUUUUAUACACCUUGUUAAUGUGUUUAAAUAAGGAAACUUUCUUAUUUCUUUUAAGUUGUCAGUGCCUUGGUCCUUUUUUCUUCUUUUCUACAAUAAAUUGCUUUGAUAUUCA